Leucoraja erinaceus (little skate) is the source of this 6426-nucleotide messenger RNA. RefSeq names its product serine/threonine-protein phosphatase 6 regulatory subunit 3-like. The record is from RefSeq and is a predicted model, not a curated record. The transcript has 25 exons. Gene Ontology annotation, molecular function: protein phosphatase regulator activity; protein phosphatase binding. Gene Ontology annotation, cellular component: nucleus; cytosol. Lineage: Eukaryota; Metazoa; Chordata; Chondrichthyes; Rajiformes; Rajidae. The coding region runs from base 1567 to 4344 and encodes 925 amino acids.
UCGGAUGGUGCUAGUGUACGGGGUGAUUGCUGGUUGGCGCGGACACGGUAGGCCAAAGGACCUGCAGUUCCCAGGUCGCCUGCGCGCCCAUGCCAACAUUCAACAAGCAACUGGACAAGCCACUUGAAUCAACUGACAUUGAAGGCCACAAAAUGGGACUUUUAUAGAGAAGUACUUGAUGGUCAGCAUGGACAUGGAGGGCAAAGAUAUGCACUGUACGAUUCUAUAACAAACUUGUGUUCUACAUUGAAAGUUGCAAGCUAAAAUUUCUCGUUGCCAGAUUAGCGAAAGUAGAUUAUUUAAUGCGAAUUUAAAAAAAUGUUCAGAUAAUUUAAGAAUCCAAUAUUAUAAUUCGACCACAGUCCAAUAAAAUGGAUCCGAAAGCUGUUUUCAGCGAUAUUUUUUAUUUGCGAUCAUAAUUCUACUAAAACUACUUAAGAUAAAAUGCGGUGACAGAGGUUCCACACAACGUAACGCAAUUGAAUCUGUAACAGACUUUCGCAGAAAUUUAAGUUUUUCCAAAAAACCGCUCAAGGAGUCAUCGCGCUUAAAAAAAAAAAUACUGGGUCUCCCGUCCGACCGAGCAGUGUUAACCAAAUAUACUCGUAUCUUUGGUGUUAACCCAUGGCACUCUCGUUUUCAGUCUCGCUUUUCGAUCGGUUUUGUUUCGACUCCCCACGUGUCUGUUCCUUAACAAGUCAUCCAUUCUCCCAUGUACUUUUACCAAAAUGAACUGCCCUAAAAUGUCCCAAAUUGAUGCCACCAGUUUCCACUGAAAUCGCACCGCUGCUCCACGGCCAUUUUCAACAAUCAAACGGCUCAGAACCGAGGGAGGAGAGAGGGGAGGGGGGUGAUUUCACUCGGACUUAGCACAGCCCAUGCUUAUCAUCCUAUUUAAACAUGUUUAUCAUCGAUCCCACAGCCAAAAUGGCUUAUUGUGUGCCCCACAUUUCCUUGAUUAUUGUGUUUUUUUUUGCAUAUCUUCCAUUAGACCCUAUUGUCACCCAUUCCUUCUCUCCAGAGAUGCUGCCUGUCCCGCUGAGUUACUCCAGCAUUUUGUGUGUCCUAACAUCCUAUGAUUGGAUGGGCUCCCUUCGUUGGUGACGACGAACUGGCUCCGUGAUAGACGGUGGGUUCUCCCCGCCCGCCGACGACCCUAUUUUACGGGAGAGGCGCAACCAACACUGAAGCAAAGAAGCAAGAGCCGUUGGAUUUCCUUGUUCGAAAAGGCGGGACCAAAGAUCUUAUAGCUCCGCUAUAAUCUUUGGGCGGGACCAUCAUGAAGGUGGUGGUUGAUGGACAGUUUCGGUUGUCUCGGCGCAGUGGGUGCUGGGAUUGUCAAAACAAGCCGCAUCCGUCCGUUCUUCUGAGGUUAGACCCGCACAGGCAACGACGCCAUCUUGAAAACUUGGGCUUGUUGCUGUUCUUUCCCGCCGAUCGCGACACAGAAAUGCAUCUAUAUUGUUAAUAGUUUAGUUCCCUGCUCUCAUUUUAAAUUUAUUUAAAACAAUCCCCGUCCCGGUUUAAUUACUCCGCAUAAUAAAUAUAUGAAACGGUUGGUGCAUCAUGUUUUGGAAGUUUGAUCUUCACACAUCAUCCCAUGUAGACACGCUCCUGGAGAAGGAAGAUGUGACCCUUACUGAAUUAAUGGACGAAGAAGAUGUUUUGCAGGAAUGUAAAGCUCAGAACCGUAAACUGUUGGAUUUCCUGGUCAGACCACAGAGUAUGCAUGAUUUGGUAACGUAUAUCACCCAGGAACCACCAGACGACAUGGACGAAAAGAUGAAAUACAAAUAUCCCAACAUAUCAUGUGAGCUGCUUACUUCAGAUGUAGCACAACUAAAUGACCGACUAGCAGAAGAUGAACCUUUGCUAACAAAACUUUACAGCUUUCUGCAGAAUGAGCUACCACUUAACCCUUUGCUUGCAAGUUUUUUCAGUAAAGUGCUAAGCAUUCUUAUCAGUAGGAAACCUGAACAGAUUAUUACAUUUUUACGAAAGAAGGAUGCAUUUGUAAGUUUAAUGCUCAAACACAUUGGGACGUCGGCACUUAUGGACUUGCUACUCAGGUUAUUGACAUGCAUUGAGCCACCACAGCUAAGGCAAGAUGUUUUAAAUUGGUUGAAUGAGGAAAAGAUUAUUCAACAUUUAAUAGAAAUGAUACAACCAUCUCAAGAUGAAGAUAGGCACUCCAAUGCAUCACAAUCGUUGUGUGAAAUCAUCCGCCUUAGCAGAGACCAGAUGAUUCAGAUGCAGAGCUUACCAGAACCAGAUCCACUUUUGGCCACAAUAGAAAAGCAAGAAACUUUAGAAUACUUGCUUGCAAGUGUCCUCGAUAAGGAGAAGAUCGAAUCAGCAAUUGUGAAUUGUAUCCAAAUAUUAUUGACAUUGCUGGAGACUCGAAGGCCUGCUUUUGAAGGCCAGCUAGAGAUUUGUCCAACUGGUAUGAAUCAUGCAGCCUUUUCUGUGAGUAAUAGCACAUUGCAAGCCAUUAGAGAAAGGCUGAAAGACUUCCAUCAAAUACUACUGGAACCUCCAAAGAAAAGUCCAAUGAAAACGACGUGGGGAAUAUUAAACACGCCAGUGGGGAAUACCCGUCUAAAUGUGGUCAGACUUGUAGCCAGCCUUCUGCAAACAAACACAUACAGUAUUAAUGCAGAACUUGUAGAACUUAACACUAUAGAUGUUUUAUUGGAUAUGUACUUCAGAUACAUUUGGAAUAAUUUUCUUCAUGUACAAGUAGAAAUUUGCAUUGCAACAAUCUUAGGAAGUCCUCCACCUCUUGACACCAGCAUAGAAAACAACAUAGAAGAAAAUCUUGAUACUGCCAGAGAAAAUAUAUUAAUUAAACAUUUGUUGCAGAAGUGCCAAUUAAUUCAGAGAAUACUCGACGCAUGGGACAAUAAUGAAAAAGAACAAUCAGAAGGUGGAAGACGGAAAGGGUACAUGGGUCACUUAACACGGAUAGCCAAUGCUGUUGUGCAUAAUGCUGAGAAGGGGCCAAACAGUGCAUUAAUAAAUCAGCUGCUUAAAGAUCUUGAUGAGGAUUACAGGGAAAGAUGGGAAACGUUUACCACGGGUUCAUUGGCAGAAACCAAUAAGAAGAAUACUGUGGAUUUGGUUAGCACACACAAUAUACAUUCAUCCAGUGAUGAUGAAGUUGAUUUUAAAGAACAGGGCUUUGCUCCAGACUCAGGGUUACAGCAAGCCUUUUCUGAUUAUCAGAUGCAACAAAUGACGUCCAAUUUUAUUGACCAGUUCGGCUUCAAUGAUGAAGAGUUUGCUGAUCAGGAAGACAUGGUGAAUGUCCCCUUUGAGCGAAUUGGUGAUAUCAAUUUUUCAUUGAAUACAAAUGAGAGUGCUAAUGUAGCACUAUUUGAGGCAUGCUGUAAAGAAAGGAUACAACAAUUUGAUGACAGCGGGUCCGAUGAAGAAGAUAUUUGGGGAGAAAAGGAUGUAACCUUUGCACAAGAUACAAAAAAUCGACACAGAAGUUCAGGUAGCACAGACAGUGAAGAAAGCACAGAUUCUGAAGACGAGGAAAGUGACAAACGGAAUAAUACAUUUGAGCCCAGUGGUACCAAUCCGGAUGACAGAAUGGAAAUUGAUGCAAAUGAUGCCCCAGGGUGGACAGCAAACUUUGAAGUGCCUAUGGAAACUACAAACAUAAAUGCAUCAAAUUCCAGUGGACCUACUUUGUGGAGUUCAGGUGAUGCGGUAUCGCAGGAAAGUGGAUGGGCUACUUUUUCGGAUUUUUCCUCUCAGUUAAGUUCAAAGGAUCCUUUAAGAAGUAGCUCCCCAAUUGCAAUGGAAACCAGUUUGGACCCAGGGGAUGCUCGACACAGUUGUGUAGCAGCACAUCGUGAAGAUUUUGUUGCAACCUCACACCUUGCCUACAAAGAACAAAAAGCGGGGUCAGCCACGUUAAAUUUAGAACCCAAUUUGUCCGAUGGUGAGGAUGAAGAGGUGGCUACAGACCAAGUAACAGAGACAGUCACAAAUGGCUCCAUGAAGGAGACAGUAAGCCUUACAGUAGAUGCCAAAACUGAAACUGCUGUGUUUAAAAGAGUGUUGAAAUCCUAUCGUGAGGACGUAAAGUUGUCUACCUCUGAAGAUGUUUCUUCAAAAUAUACGUCGCCAGAUCAUUUAGAAGCUGCAAAAGUCACCUCAACGUCACUGUCUAAUGAUUAUCGAAUAGAUGGUUUGAGGCCCAAUGAAGACAAUAUAAAAUCUCGAGCAAAAGACACCUUGAAUGGCCCCAUUGACAAUGUAGCAUCAAUGGAAGAAGUCAAGAUGGCUCAACAAGUCCUGUCACCUGAAGCUUCAAUUAAUGGACCUGCAUGAAUAAUUCUGCCUGCUGUUGUCUACUCCAGCCUGAGCAGCUACUAUCCAGGGGUAUCAGUGGGGUCUACUGGAGACACUGGGUUUAGGCCAAUCAAAGCCAGUCACUGCUGCACUAAAUUUACAUGGGAUCAGGACCAGCAAUAUUCUUAUCGUAUUUUUUUUUAAAGAUGGAUGUGCAAAGAAGAGUUUGAAUGAAAUGUAUAAAUGAGGGUAUUACAUGUUAACAGAUGCAAAGAACUGUUGCGUGCAUUUGUUUCGAAUACAUGUCCUUUUAAAUGGGUUGAUCAGUCCAUUAAAUAUCUUGCCACUCACAUAAUUAGUAUUGUUGCCAUGGUUAUAAGAGUAGAAUAUUUUAUAAAAGUGUGUAUACUUAAACCUAACGUAUAUAAUUGAAGUAUACCAAUUGGAACACAUAGUGUGACCAAAGUGUUUAGAAAUUUUCAUACUUUUUUUCAUCUUGUAUAAGAAUUUAACUUUCAGUGUUUCUUCCAAGUGGGCAGUGUAAAUUGUAGAGGUGAAAUGCAAAUGUAAAAGUGUUAUUUUGAUCGAGUUGCCUAUAUUAAACCAAUUGCUAGGAAAAAAAUAAUUGUAAAUGUUCAAGAGUGACUUUCCUUCAGAUUUUAUUUGUAAACAUUUCUUGAAAUCUAGAUUAGUCUUGGAAACUCUAUUAAGUCAGAGCUUAAAUAUACUUGUUACUCAAGAUGAGUUGAUCAUUUGGUAUGUCACUGAAUAACCAUAAGUAUGUUUGUCCUGUAUCUUUUAAUUUCAGAGCAACAGAUUGUACAAAUCAAAGGUGAAGAAUGCUGAGCAUUAGCUUUGAAUUGCACGUGGCUAUUGUGUGGUUCACUUAACUAAAGAUCUGAUCAUUUUACUAUUUUUAAAAAAUUCCGUUGAAUCAUUUAACCAGUUUGUUUUUUUUAGAUCCAUUUAUUUUGCCAGGUGAAUAGAGCUUGAUCAGGAUGAACUGAUGCCUGAGCAGUUAACGUAAUAUGAGUUGGCUAAAAGAUUAUUUUGAAAUAAAUUUCUACGGAGUGAAGAGCCUACUUGAGGAAAGUAUGACAGUAACUCCAUCUUUUGAAUUCAGGGAUUUAAAGUGUUUGGCAGAUUGGACCUCUUCAAGGGACCUUACUGGACUGUUAAUGGAGGCGAUGACUAGUAUUGGGUUAUACUAAGGCAAUUUUGAAAAUGUCAUUUGACAAAGUGCCUAUGGUACAGGUUAAAGUCUGAAAUGAGAUGAUGGUAAUGCUUGAUAAAUUUGUGGAAGAAUGCUUUCACAUUAGAAAAUAGUAUCUGUUGCAGGAAAGUCAAAUAAGAUGUGCACUCGCCUAUUGGUGUGGCCUGUUCUUUGCAGCAUCUACAGUAACUAUAUUGUUGGAUCCUUCAAGCACCUUAAUAUGUUCAAAGUCAAUGAAAUAUUUUAUAUCAACUUCAUCACUGUUUUAAAAAAAAAACAGCUUGGGAUUAGAGCUCUAGAAAUAAGCAUUGGAAAAGAAAAUCAAACCCAGCAAUGCAAUUUUCUGUGAUCUUCCAAACUGCUUUGGGGUGAUAAAAUCCAAAUACAAUUGUUAAUGCUUGAUUCACCACUUAAACUUCUAAAAUAGUUGAUCACAGAUACUUGAAGAUUGGGAUACUGAAACAUCUUUUACAGUGUAGCAAUUACUUAAAAAUGUGGUAGGAUUAUAGUGUACAAUUUUUUUAAAGUAAAAAAUUAGAUUGGGAAAAGAUGGAUUAUUUCCAAACCGGAACUGUGGGAGUUACAAUGUUAUAUAGAUGUGGCUGCCAAGUGGGGGAUAAAAGUCUAUUCCAUCUUGACAAUCUUUUGUUUGCAAGGUUUAUGUGUUUGGUUGCAUGAUAAAAUGGCAAUCGUUUUUAAUACACCGCCAGGAUGGACAUGAACCACUCACACAAGUACAAAAUGUAAAAAGUAUUGGCAUCUUGCUGUCAAAUGAUUCUGGUUGUAUGAUACAUUUUCAUUUGUCCAAUUUCCAAUGUUCAUCCAAUAUACAAUGUAAAUAUACUUUGUUAAAUUUAAUGCCUUUAGUUAAAGUUUGCAAUAAACUGAAUUGCUUAAGUUGUACAAAA